Truncatella angustata is the source of this 2914-nucleotide messenger RNA. Its product is annotated as Utp14 protein-domain-containing protein. The transcript has 2 exons. The coding region runs from base 85 to 2751 and encodes 888 amino acids. Gene Ontology annotation, biological process: rRNA processing. The record is from RefSeq and is a predicted model, not a curated record. Gene Ontology annotation, cellular component: nucleolus; small-subunit processome. Lineage: Eukaryota; Fungi; Ascomycota; Sordariomycetes; Amphisphaeriales; Sporocadaceae.
UUUCGUCUACCACAAUAGUCCAACUGACUGCAACCAACAUAAAACUCAGCAUCUGCACUCCACCGUCUCACGACGCCCUGCAAGAUGCCUGGCCGUCAGGCGCAUGGCCGCUCCAUAAUGGGCGGCGAUGCUGGAGCCGCCGGCAAUAAGCGACGCCAGCAGAAGCAAAAGUCCAAGUCCAAGUCGAGAGCCCAGGACGCUUUCUCCAUCGCCAACAAGGAGCUGGGCGGAGACAAACACAAGCUCACCCCCCGGAACCGAGAGCUCGACGCCGACCUUGGCGCCGGAAAGCGUCGUCGUGCUGGAGAUGAUGAGGACGACGACGACGACGAUGGGGAUGAGGACGAAGACGACGCUCCUCCCAGGAAACGCCGUGCCCACCAGACCGAUGGCGACGAUGAUGUCGAAUAUGGUAGCGACUCGAGCGGCAAUGAGUGGCGCGUCGGUGUCGGCAAUGAUGAUGACGACUCGGAUAUCGACUCUGACGAAGCCUUUGGCGAGAGUGACGAGGACAAGUUCCAGGGUUAUGCUUUCGGCGGCAGCACGAAAAAGAAGAAGAAGAGCAAGGGUCAGGAUCAGGAUGAUGAAGAUUCCGAUCUGGAAUCGCUUGGUUCAGACGCUAUCGACCUCGCCGACGCUCUGGAUCAGUCCAUGUCAGAUGACGAUGCAGACCAAGGAGAGGAGGACGACGAGUCUGACGAGGACUCAGGUUCCGAAGAGAGUGAAGAGUCGGAAGACAGCGAGGACGAUGUCUCGGAAAGCGGUGUCAAUGACUGGGUCAAGAAGUUUUCGGGAGCCGCCGAUGACGAGGAGGAAGAGAACAAAGCGCCGCAGAAGUCCAAGAUCGACCUCAACGACCUGGGCUUGCUAGGCGGUCUGGAUCCUUCUCUGAAGAAAUCCCUGAAGCUCAUGUCCAAAGAAGAGAAAUCUUCCAAGCCCAAAAAGCUCGAGGUCCCUCUCGCAAGGCGCCAGCAGGCUCGCCUCGACAGAGCUGCAGCAUACGAGCAGGCCAAUAAGACUCUCGACAGGUGGCAAGACACGGUCAAGCAGAACAGGCGGGCUGACCAUUUGGUCUUUCCCUUGCCCCAAACUGAGACGGGUCUUGCCAGGCACGACAACACUGAGAUCGCUCCCCUCGAUAGCAAAGCCAAUGGCAACGAGCUCGAGCGAGCCAUCAUGGGCAUUGUAGAAGAGUCCGGCCUUGUUGCCAAGACUGAGGACGAGCCCAAAGAGUACGUCGACGAAAAUGGAGAUCCUGUUACACGAAAGGAAUUCUGGGCGAACAAAAGGAAAGAGAGAGAGCUCAAGUCUAGGGAAGAAGCUCGGGCUAAGCGCAUCAAGAAGAUCAAGUCAAAGGCGUACCACCGUGUUCACCGAAGGGAGCGGGAGAAGAACGAGUUGAAAGAGCAAGAGGCUCUCGCCGCUGCCGGUCUGGUGGAUUCCGAAGAUGAGCGAGAUGCCAGAGAUCGUCAAAGGGCUGCUGAGCGAAUGGGCGCUAGACACAAAGAUUCCAAAUGGGCCAAGUUGGCUAAGAAGGGAGGCCUUGCAGUUUGGGAUGAUUCUGUGCGCGACGGCAUCAACGACAUGGCGCGCCGCGAUGAAGAGCUCAGGCGGCGCGUUGAAGGCCGUGGCGAUGGCAGCGACGAAGACGAUUCGGACUACUCUGCCGAUUCGGAAGAUGGUGGUGACAGGAAACGUCUGCUCAAAGAGCUCCAGGGCAUAGACGACGACGACGAGGACGAACCAUCAGGACCAAGAUCAAAGCUCCUGAACAUGCCGUUCAUGAAAAAGGCCGAGAAUCUGAAGAAGCAAGAGAAUGACGACCUCAUCAAGCAGAUUCGUCGAGAACUUGACUCUGAUGCCGAGGUUUCCGAGCCGGAGCCUGAAGUUGACGACAUUGGAAGGAGGCAGUAUGGUGCACCUGGGACCAAGGUGCCCGUACCUACGGCAAAAUCCAAGAAGGAGAAGGCUAAGGCGAACAGUGUUGAUGCUGAAGGAGACGUUCUUGACAUGGAUAAGGUUAAUGAUGUACCAAAUUUCGCGGCUCCUACGCCACGAUCAGUGGUUAUUGAUGAAACCGGGGGUGCUUGGUCCACAGCGGCUCCUGCCAAGGCCUCUCGGAACGCGAAAAAACAGAAGCACCACGACAGCAGUGUCAAUGUGCUGGAUCUUGACUCUAGCGCUGCUCUUGUCAAACCCCGCGAACCAGCAUCAAAGCCCAAACCUGCUAGCAAGCACGCUACAGCCCUUGCGAACGACUCCUCUGAUGACGAAGACGGACAUCUUGUCCAGUUCCGUGAUCAAGACCUUUUGGAUAAAGCUUUUGGUGGCUUGGAUGUGGUGGCCGAGUUUGAAGCAGAGAAACAUGCCCAGGAAGAGGAAGACGACGAAAAGGUCAUCGACAAUACCCUUCCCGGAUGGGGUAGCUGGGUAGGAGAUGGUGUCUCUGCAAAAGAGAAGCGAAGACAUCAGGGACGCUUCCUCACCAAGCAAGACGGCAUCAAGAAGGACAAGCGCAAGGACGCCAAGCUCAAAAACGUUAUCAUGAACGAGAAGAUCAUCAAGAAAAACAACAAGUACUUGGCUUCUCAGCUGCCGCAUACUUUCGAAAAUGUGACGCAGUAUGAGCGUUCUUUAAGACUUCCUGUCGGUCCGGAAUGGGUUACCAAGAAGUCGCACCAGGAUGCCGUCAAGCCGAGGGUCAUCAUUAAACAGGGCAUUAUUGCACCUAUGGCGAAGCCUAACCAUUAAAGUCAUCAUCAGGGUAGAAAACAACGGGUACGUUGGAGCUCGACCAGUUCGUUUUCCCUAUCAAUAGAAACACACAAUCCAUCUGAACCUCGCUAUCGUGGACAAAAGCUGCUAGUGCACUAACUGCCCGGCUUCAACAAUUAUGCCCAAACAUUCUUCACCC